AUGUCGCAUCAAGACUCUGAGCCCGAAGAGGCCAUCACCAAAGAAGAGAUUGAAGGGAAAGCGCCUGUAUCAGCUCGCAAUGCCUUCACGGAGCUCAUGACGCCGAAACGAAAGGCGCCCCCGUCCGCUCCGCCGCCUAGAAUGUCGCGAGGAGGAAACCCUUUCAGAGACCGCAUGGGUCUGGGUGCGUACCUUGAAGAUCCAGCCUCGUACCCGUCUUCGCGCGUCAUCUAUCACAACGACUCAUUCGUCGCCAUAAAUGAUCGAUACCCCAAGGCAACAAUCCACACCCUCCUCCUUCCACGCUCAACAAAGCAUAAUCUCCUGCAUCCUUUUGAAGCAUUCGACGAUCCCGAGUUUCUAGCUAGCGUAAAGGCCGAGACGGCGCGCCUUAGAGCUCUGGUGGUGAAGGAGCUGCAACGCCGUCUCGGGCCGGAGAGCCGCAGCGACGCAAAACGACAGGCCGUCCUCAAUGGGGACGCAGAGCCCGGCGAGAGCGGGGAGCUGCCGGCGGGACGGGACUGGGAUGCAGAGGUCAUUUCCGGAGUCCACGCCGUGCCCAGCAUGCGGCAUCUGCACGUGCACGUCUUGUCGCGCGAGAUGUACUCGGAGGCACUGAGGCACCGGAAGCAUUACAAUUCCUUCAACACGCCGUUUCUAGUCAACGUUGAUGACUUUCCGCUGGCAGCUGAUGAUCCACGGCGAAACACAAAGGAGGAGGCGUAUCUAAAAUGGAAUAUGAAGUGCUGGAGGUGUGGUCAGGACUUUGGGAACCAGUUCCAAAAGCUCAAGGAGCAUCUCAAAGACGAGUACGAGACGUGGAAGAAGAUUUGA
Molecule: messenger RNA, 834 nt
Organism: Fusarium falciforme
Lineage: Eukaryota; Fungi; Ascomycota; Sordariomycetes; Hypocreales; Nectriaceae
Exons: 2
Coding region: 1-834 (277 amino acids)
Biological process (GO): single strand break repair; double-strand break repair
Cellular component (GO): nucleus
Molecular function (GO): DNA 5'-adenosine monophosphate hydrolase activity; mismatched DNA binding; single-stranded DNA binding
Source: RefSeq, a predicted model, not a curated record